Molecule: messenger RNA, 1387 nt
Organism: Ruditapes philippinarum (Manila clam)
Lineage: Eukaryota; Metazoa; Mollusca; Bivalvia; Venerida; Veneridae
Exons: 3
Coding region: 42-836 (264 amino acids)
Biological process (GO): immune response
Cellular component (GO): membrane
Molecular function (GO): tumor necrosis factor receptor binding
Source: RefSeq, a predicted model, not a curated record
UAUCUCAGAAACAAGUGUGCGUUAACGGUUAAACAUUGACAAUGGAUAAAUUACUAAAAACUCUUUCCAUGGUUGUUCUUUUAUGUGCCGUGUCCUGUCUUAUAGCAGUCUUGGCUUUAGUGUUGACAAUGCAUGAUUUACCAAACACAGUUAAAACUGGUGAAAUAUGUUUACCUAGUGAAAAUGGUCCGCUCAAAUGUGGAUCAACUGUUGACUUACUACAUGAUUAUCUUGAACGGAACAUUGCCACGCAGUAUUAUGAAGCAAAAAGGCAAGAUAAAAAGAAACGGCAGAAUUACCUUGACCGUUUAAUUAAUGUUUAUGACAAAUAUUUCUGGGAAAUGAUACCAGCUGCAAAACUCACCGGAAAGGAACAACCGGAUUUGCGAAAAACUCAUAUCGGUGUUGAAAUGGUUCAAAUAAGACAGUGGUGUAACGGUAGAGAACUUUAUGAUACAAAAGGCUUUAUGAGACAUGGAAUUAGAUACAGAAAUGGUCGACUAGUUGUUCCAGUAGAUGGCACAUAUUUCAUUUACUCUAAUCUGGACUUUUUCGAGUCCUGCAAUCCUUCAUCUGGUUUACCAGAUGUCAAAGAUAUCAAUAAACCAAUUAAACACGGUAUUUUUAAGUUCAAUAUUCUUGACGGAGAGGAAAACGAAUUAGUAUCAAAUGUACAACCACAUACUAUCUCUACCAACCGAUACUACAAUUCAUACAAUAGUUAUGUUUCAUCACUGGCAGAACUAAAAGCUGGUGAUGAACUUUCUGUUAAAGUUAGCAAUAUUACAUAUAUAAGAUACACAAAGGACAAUUAUUUUGGAGUAAAUCUAAUAUGACGCUAUCCUCGCCCUGGGGAACACGUGCACGUCGUGGUGGGGGCACAAUACGUCAAUUUCAGUACAUUAUACGCUGCACAUUACGUGUUGACCAAUUGCCCUUUAACUCUACAAAGGAUCAAACUGAUCUUUAUGUGCCAAAUUCUUUUUGGUAAUAUUUUACGUUAAUUUCCUUGAACAUGGUUUGGUUUGAGUUUCACCUUUUCCAAACUUUUUAUAUCUGUAUUUCAUACAUGAACCUUUAAAGUAUAUAAUGCACAGCAGUUUCAGAAUGUUUUUAAUGCCAAGUUGUUCACAAUUUUUAAAGCAAAUACUCAGUUUCAAACCGACUGUCUUUGAUAUUGUUGAGAAAUAAUAACAUAUUCUUUUACUAUUGUGUUAUACCUUGGAUCUAAUAUAUUGGGAAAACUUCAAGUGUUUCAGCAGGUUAAGACACACCUGAAGAGUAGAGAUGUCAUUAAUUGCUUUUAAUCAGAAAGAACACGACGUACACGUUAACUCAUCUCUGAUUUUGAGAGUUUUGUAGCUACAAAAUAAACGGAAAUUUUGUU